UGUUGGGUUGAAGAAGUUCGUUGUUUGAAUCCUGUGGACACGCGUAGCGCUAGCGUCUUUCAGCUGGAUGGAUCGAUAUGGCACGACGUCAGUUUUUUUGUGCUAUAAUCCGAGUGUUCGCUUCAUUAACUCUCGUCCGAUGAUUUGAUAAAUUCUUCGUAGUUAUAUUUAUUUCAGCUGGUUUCCUCAUUGUUGUCUUACAGUAAUGGCUACUGUUGAUUAAUGCUCUUGAUUGGCUAAUGAUUCAAAACGAGGAAGAAAAAAGGAACAUCAGUCACACUUAUUGACCAGAUAGCAAAUGAGAAACACAAUUGUUUAACCAAGUCGAUAUUCCGAGUCCAAUGGAACUUAUGAAGUAACAGUUAAUAUAUAAUUUUAAUAAUAAUUACGCUUGAGCUUCACGAUAUAUUAUACCCGAUAUUUAUGGCAGCUUUAAGUUUCCUUUAAUUUAUUUUAAAUCACUGAAAGAUUUGAUAUUAGCACUACAAGUGAUUUAAGUGGCGGAUGGUUUAUAUAUCGAAGUUCUGUCGAUAUGUGGAUGGGUGUAGCGUCGUCAGCGUCGAGACGACAGCAGACACCGCCGCCGUGGGCAGUUUUUUUGCAUAUCUCGCGUAUCGGGGCAGACGUCAUUGUUAGUUAAGACAGCGCAUAAUGCAUGAUAUCGUCCAUAAAUCUUUCGGUGAUAAUGUACCGUAGUUCUGUGAUAUACGGCGGGUCAUAAAACCAGUUCUUGCUAAAAAAGAAGAGGUUUCGCGUGAAAUUGUGUUGUAAAUAAAUGGGUUAUUUUUUGUUUUAGGACUCGAUUCUGUGAGUGCUAUAUCGUCUGCCAUAAAUUAAUAAAGUCUGAAAUUCGUGUUUAGUUCUAUGUACGUGUAAUCACGCGAUCCAUAAAUAACAUUGGAGUAAUGACAGUCAUUUUUAAGAUAAAAAUAUGUCAUGAAGUAGUUAUGAGUCUUCCUAAUUCAGUAAUUGAUAAUUAUGUAUGAAAUACAUGAAUGAAAACUCUCUGUAAUUACAUGAUGGAGAAACACGUUUACUUUGUAGUAAUAUAUAAGUAAAUAAGCGUUUAUAUAAUUUGUGAAUUGGAGGAAAAUAAUACGUCUUGAGAUAAACGACACCUUCCAUUGAUUGCAUAAUGCAGUUUGGUGGUGCAUUUAGUUACCAGACAGAGCCUGAUUCAUGGUGUGAGCCUCUGAAUUUAGUGAAGAAAAAAAGUAAACCUGUGGCUGUUGUUGCACCAUCUUCUGUAGUUGAAAAGAAUAAUCCUGAGAAAGAAAUCUGCAAAGCAGAUUCAACCGAACCUGUGAUAAAGGAAUCUGAUGAUAUUGCUCCAGUGGAUUUUGAUGAUAAUUCUGGCAAGUUGGACAGCAUUAGUCACCUUAAGGGUUCGGACAGUGCCAGACCCACAGGAAUGUUAGAAGCGUUGCUUACUAGGAAAGACCCGAGUCAGUUGCAGAGGAACAGUGAUUUGACCCAAAAUAAUCACAACAGUGAAAAGAGAAAAAAUGGAGAUGCGAAAGUCUCUGGCGGAGAUCAGAAGAGUGGGAAUGAUAGCAAAAGGACCUCACCGGCCGAACACGCUGGAUCAUAUCCCGGCAUGCUCGGUGGCUUUGACCCUCUGAGACCUGACGGACUAUACUCCAUGAUCCAUAGCCUUGCUGCAUGCGAGCACAAGUUCUUGACGGCUUUAUAUAUGAACAGUCUGAUGAGUGCUGCUGUGGCCACACCGCCUGGUGUCAUGCACCCACCAGCACUGGGGUUUGGGUUCCCACCAGCGCCCAGUUACUUUGUUGGCUAUGAAAACUCUGCGCUUGCUGAAGCCUGUCGCAGCAGCCUGGUUGCCAACAAUGCCCCCAUCAUGAACAACUUGCUCUCAUUUGCCGACACACAACACAGAUUGUGGCAGAUGGUGAACUGGCAGCAAGAUAGGAUAGGCCCCAACACUGCAGAUACCUGUAACACCACCGUAUCCUCAACAGUGGAUCCUGAAAGAAGAAACAGUAUUACUCCAGAACCGGCUGUGUCCAGUAUUGUAAUACCCAUGCCCCAUUUGAUGACCUCAGUGCCUAUGUCCGAUGGAAGCAUGUUGCCGCAGAAGCCGAAGCCCCAUCCAAAGCGGUCAUCUUCAUUAGACCAGAAAAAUUCCACCUCCUCGGCAACGGAGGGAUCAAAAGCUCAGGACUCUGGCCAAACGAGUAAUAACCAAGAUAAAAAGAAGCCACACAUCAAGAAGCCGCUAAAUGCCUUCAUGCUGUACAUGAAGGAGAUGCGGGCGAAGGUGGUGGCAGAAUGCACACUUAAGGAGAGUGCAGCUAUCAACCAAAUACUGGGCCGACGGUGGCAUUCGCUAACGCGGGAAGAGCAAGCAAAAUACUAUGAGAAGGCACGCCAGGAGCGGCAGCUUCACAUGCAGCUGUAUCCGGGCUGGAGUGCAAGGGAUAAUUAUGGAUACGGCGCAAAGAAGAAGAAGAGAAAGAAAGAACGAUCGGCUGACCCAGGAGGGAACAGUAUGAAAAAGUGCCGCGCCCGGUAUGGUCUUGACCAGCAGAGCCAGUGGUGCAAACCUUGCAGGCGCAAGAAAAAAUGCAUACGGUAUAUGGAGUCAAAUGAGAGUAUGGACGGGAACCAGUCUGAGGACAACCUGGGGAGCUGUGGCAGCGUGGGUGAUGCAAAUACUCCUCCUGAUGAUGACAGGGAGAGUAUCAACCACUCAUUAUCAAGUCCAGGUGGACUGAGCGGACUGUCCAGUCUCACCAGCCCCUCUAUGAUACUACCGAGCCCAAGCACAAGCCUGGCCAGUCCGUCGGUGAGUCUGGCGAGUCCAUGCAUGAGCUUGCAGAGCCCAUUGACGCCUCAUGACACCUCUGCGUUUGAGUGCAAGACCCCAAUGAACGGACUUGGUGGAGGUAUCUUGCCUCCUCAUCAACCCCCCUCGGUUUCCUCAAACACAGGUAGCAGUGGAGGGGUAUUACCUUCUGUGCACCAUCAUCAUCCUCCACACCACGCUCCUGCCGGUCCACCUUUGCAUCGCAACCCCGUGGGCACAAACCCCCACGAUAUUAACAAUCCCCUGAGUGUGAACCAGUUAACGGGACAGUGCAUUAAGACAGAGAGUGGCAGUGGCAAGGACUCGUCUUCGAACUCGGCUCGAGCUGUGAUAAGUGUCACGUAGCAUUUAGCCAAGCGGCCAGAUGUCACAUCACCACGGCCAGCGGAAGCCGUGACCCAGGACAUGGCGUGUUCCUUAGAAGCAUCUGACUUUUAGCAUGCAUUGAAGAAGCGAAUGCAUGUGGUGAUGGCUUUUAAGACAAUCAAGUCCACAAGGAA
This is a messenger RNA of Cryptotermes secundus, 3327 nucleotides long. RefSeq names its product protein pangolin, isoforms A/H/I/S (gene pan). Gene Ontology annotation, cellular component: beta-catenin-TCF complex. Bases 1136 to 3172 code for a protein of 678 amino acids. Lineage: Eukaryota; Metazoa; Arthropoda; Insecta; Blattodea; Kalotermitidae. Gene Ontology annotation, molecular function: DNA-binding transcription factor activity, RNA polymerase II-specific; RNA polymerase II cis-regulatory region sequence-specific DNA binding. The transcript is spliced from 6 exons. The record is from RefSeq and is a predicted model, not a curated record. Gene Ontology annotation, biological process: canonical Wnt signaling pathway; regulation of transcription by RNA polymerase II.